AUGACUUGUGCCACCCGGCGCCCCGGCUUCCUCCGCGAGGCCGAGCUCCGCCUCCUCCGCUGCACCCUCCCCGCCCAGCCCUCGACACGGCCCCCACCCGCUUCCCCUCCCCCUGCGCAUCCGCUCGGCCCCGCCGCCGCCUCCGCGCUCGCCGCCGUUGAGGCCGGCGACUACGAGGCUGCGCUCGCCGCCGCUGCGCCGCACCUCCUCCCGGCCUCCGCCUCCUCUGGGCCUCCCGGCUCCGCCGCGCAGUUCUACGCCGAACUAGGUGCCACCACUCGGGCGUUCCUGCUGGGGGAUGGGGACGGGGGAGCGGCGGGAGAGGGGUUCGAGUGCAGGUGCGCGGUUGUGCUCUCCGCUGCAGUGGCCGCGCUGCUCGCGUUCACGCAACAGAACGUGACUGGGCCUCCAAGGAAGUUUCCCACUUUUCCUUUCUGGAUUUCAUCUUUAGAUGAAAGAUGCUAUAGUAAGCUUGGAGACGUAUGGGAUGCCUGGGCUUCUGACAAUUUAGCUUCUUUUGGUUCUCAUGUUCAUGGGAAAUUUUCACUCUUGCAGUUCAUUGUCUUUGCAAAGCUUUUGUUUACCAGCCUACAGAGUCUGGAUCUCUCUGAUUGCUGCAGUGUGCCAUGGUGGUUGUUUAGAAUAUCAAUGUUCCAGCAGAACAUCUUGGAUGACUUAUCAUCGUCUUUGUUUGAUCAAGUGCAAGUGUACAAGAAUAAGAUGUUGGACCAUUUUGGUGAACUGGAAAAGGUUUCUACCUACUGGGAUUAUUUAUUGUCUGAUGGAGAAGGCUCUUAUGUUGUUUCAGCUGCUUUCUUAGAGGCUGGAAUUGUGGAAUACAAAUAUGGUCGUGUUGAUGCUUCAAGGUUGCAUCUCAAUAGCGCACAAGAAGCAUGUGGUCUGCACCUCUCCCUUACAGGAAUCCUUGGUUUUCGAACAAUACACCAGGUGGAUGCAAAGUCUCAAAUGGUGCUUGUUGCGAAGAGCAAUAAAUCAGGCUCUGAUGAAGGACAAGUGACAGAACCCACAGUAGCUCAGAAUGACAAUGCAGCUUUAAAAAAUGCAAGGAGCUUCGAUCCUGUUAAAGGCGAUGAAUUCUGUGACAUACUAAGAAUGCCCAGACUGGUGCAUGAUGGGAGUAAUUCUGCCAGUGAAGAAACAAACCACAGUGCAAAAAUAUCACUAUCGGCUAUACAGCAGGCUGCUGUACUUGCACAAUGCUUGCAUGUGAGCCGGAGGAGUCGUAGUGAUGAAAUGUCUGGGUGGGAGAUGGCACCAUACAUAGAGUCAAUCGAUUCUCAGGAGGAAUCUUACUUUGUGAUCAGGAGUUUGUGCGAUAUACUGCGUGUUAGAUGGGAGUCAACCCGCAGUCGGACAAAGCAGAGGGCACUACAAAUGAUGGAGAAUUUGGUUGAAGAUAUCGGCAAAGAAUUCCCUUCUGCCCCACAAAGAGUUAAAAUGGUUUUUGCGGUUCAUAUGCCAACUCUUCCCGCAUUGAGGAAAGAAUACGGCGAACUUUUGAUCAGUUGUGGCAUAGUUGGAGAAGCACUGGAUAUAUUUAAUGAUCUUGAAUUGUGGGACAAUUUAAUAUAUUGCUAUCGAUUAUUAGGUAAAGUGGCUGAUGCAGUUAGUCUAAUAAAUGCUCGGCUUUCUGUUACACCAAAUGACCCAAGGUUAUGGUGUUCACUUGGUGAUGUUACAAAUAAUGACGAUCAUUAUAAAAAGGCAUUGGAAGUAUCAAAUAGUAAAUCAGCCCGAGCUAUGCGUUCUCUGGCUCGCAGUGCGUACAACAGGAAUGACUUCCAUACAUCCAAAGUCCUAUGGGAAUCUGCAUUGUCGUUGAACUCUUUGAUUCCAGAUGGCUGGUUUGCAUAUGGCACAGCUGCAUGGAAGGACAAGGAUCUUGACAAAGCUGUGGAUGCAUUUAGUCGUGCUGUACAGAUAGAUCCUGAGAAUGGAGAAGCAUGGAACAACAUAGCCUGCCUGCACAUGAUUAGAGGGAAAAGCCAAGCAGCAGUCCAAGCAUUUAGGGAAGCUGUAAAGUUCAAGAGGAAUAGCUGGGAAAUCUGGGAAAAUUACAGUAAAGUUGCUUUAGACACAGGGAAUAUUCGACUGACACUUGAAGCUUUGAAAACUGUAUUGGAUUUAUCCUCAAAUAAGCGCUUUAAUGUUGGUAUAUUGGACAAGGUGAUGACAACACUUGAAGAACAAUCUCCAAAUUUUGUUGAUACUCACGAAGCAUCAGAUGAUGCAAAUAAAGAGACAAGACAAUCCAAUCAAUUGUUAGAUAUUAUUGGUGAUAUCCUUCAGCAGAUUGUGAGAAGUGGAGGCAGCAAUGCGGACGUAUGGGGUUUGUAUGCAAGAUGGCAUAAGACCAAGGGUAACCUCAUGUCAUGUUCUGAAGCUUUGUUGAAGCAAGUUCGAUCUCUUCAGUCUAUAUCAUUUGAGACCCAACUUCUAACCGCGCUGAGCCGAAUCGAGCCACAAUGA
Molecule: messenger RNA, 2490 nt
Organism: Miscanthus lutarioriparius
Lineage: Eukaryota; Viridiplantae; Streptophyta; Magnoliopsida; Poales; Poaceae
Source: the annotation of a GenBank genome assembly